Messenger RNA from Fukomys damarensis (Damara mole-rat), 1507 nucleotides. RefSeq names its product serine/threonine-protein kinase Sgk1. The record is from RefSeq and is a predicted model, not a curated record. Gene Ontology annotation, biological process: protein phosphorylation. The transcript is spliced from 12 exons. Gene Ontology annotation, molecular function: protein serine/threonine kinase activity; ATP binding. Lineage: Eukaryota; Metazoa; Chordata; Mammalia; Rodentia; Bathyergidae. Bases 76 to 1371 code for a protein of 431 amino acids.
GCCGGCGCAGCAGCUGCGCAGAGUUGACCAAGCUGGUCCCGCGUCCUCGGUUCCUGUUGUGUUCAGUUCUUGACGAUGACGGUGAAAACCGAGGCUGCAAGAGGCACUGUCACUUACUCCAGAAUGAGGGGAAUGGUAGCGAUCCUCAUCGCUUUCAUGAAACAGAGGAGAAUGGGCCUCAACGACUUUAUUCAGAAGAUUGCCAAUAACUCCUAUGCAUGCAAACACCCUGAAGUUCAGUCCAUUUUGAAAAUCUCCCAACCUCAGGAACCUGAGCUUAUGAAUGCCAACCCCUCUCCUCCACCAAGUCCUUCUCAGCAAAUCAAUCUUGGUCCGUCAUCCAACCCUCAUGCUAAACCAUCUGACUUUCACUUCUUGAAAGUGAUUGGGAAAGGCAGUUUUGGAAAGGUUCUUCUAGCAAGACACAAGGCAGAAGAAGCAUUCUAUGCAGUCAAAGUUUUGCAGAAGAAAGCGAUCUUGAAGAAGAAAGAGGAGAAGCACAUCAUGUCAGAACGCAACGUUCUACUGAAGAAUGUGAAACACCCCUUCCUGGUGGGCCUUCACUUCUCUUUCCAGACUGCCGACAAACUGUAUUUUGUCCUCGACUACAUUAAUGGUGGAGAGUUGUUCUACCACCUCCAGAGGGAGCGCUGCUUCCUAGAACCACGGGCGCGUUUCUAUGCUGCUGAAAUAGCCAGUGCCUUGGGUUACCUUCAUUCUCUGAACAUCGUGUAUAGAGACUUAAAACCAGAGAAUAUUUUGCUAGACUCCCAGGGACACAUUGUCCUCACUGACUUUGGGCUCUGCAAGGAAAACAUUGAACACAAUGGCACAACAUCCACCUUCUGUGGCACACCUGAGUAUCUCGCACCUGAGGUGCUUCAUAAGCAGCCUUACGACAGAACCGUGGACUGGUGGUGCCUGGGCGCCGUCUUGUAUGAGAUGCUAUACGGCCUGCCUCCUUUUUAUAGCCGAAACACAGCUGAGAUGUAUGACAACAUCCUGAACAAACCCCUCCAGUUGAAGCCAAAUAUUACAAACUCUGCGCGACACCUCCUGGAGGGGCUUCUGCAGAAGGACAGGACAAAGAGACUCGGAGCCAAGGAUGACUUUAUGGAGCUUAAGAGUCACAUCUUCUUCUCCCUAAUUAACUGGGAUGAUCUCAUUAAUAAGAAGAUUAUGCCCCCUUUUAACCCAAAUGUGAGCGGACCCAGUGACCUGCGGCACUUCGAUCCCGAGUUCACUGAAGAGCCUGUCCCCAACUCGAUUGGCAGGUCCCCCGACAGCAUCCUCAUCACGGCCAGCGUGAAGGAGGCAGCCGAGGCAUUCCUGGGCUUCUCCUACGCACCUCCCAUGGACCCCUUCCUCUGAGCAGUCUUAGGGGCGGCUGUGAAGGAUCGGAUCGUAUGUGUGUCUGCAGAUGUUUUAGUUAGCCUUUUGGCGGAGCUGCCAGCUGACAGGACAUCGUUGGAAAGAGAAUUUGCACAUCUCUGGAAGCUCGGCAGCC